Gavia stellata (red-throated loon) is the source of this 869-nucleotide messenger RNA. It is a transcript of the gene TIMM10B, whose product is annotated as translocase of inner mitochondrial membrane 10B. Gene Ontology annotation, cellular component: mitochondrial intermembrane space chaperone complex. NCBI's taxonomy places the organism in Eukaryota, Metazoa, Chordata, Aves, Gaviiformes, Gaviidae. The transcript is spliced from 3 exons. The record is from RefSeq and is a predicted model, not a curated record. The coding region runs from base 11 to 415 and encodes 134 amino acids.
CCCCCGCAGCAUGGAGCCGGGGGCCGAGCACCAGCAGCAGCUCCGCAGCCUGCGGGACUUCCUGCUGGUCUACAACCGGAUGACCGAGCUCUGCUUCCGGCACUGCGUCUCCAACCUCAACUACCGCCUGCUCACCGGCCGCGAGGAGACGUGCCUUGACAGCUGCGCCGGAAAGCUGGUCCACGCCAACCACCGCUUGGUGAGCGCCUACGUGGCGCUGAUGCCCUCCAUCAUGCAGCGCCGUGUCUCCGACUACGAGGCCAGCGCAGCCCAGGCGUCCCAGGGCUCGGCCCAGGCGGGAUCUGCAGCACGAACUGCCCUGCCGGGGGCUGGGGGACCUGGAGCCUCUCCUGACCUGCCGGCGGCUCCAGGCCCUGGUGCACCCUUGCAAGAGGCUCCAGGCGCUGGCACGUAGCACGGCUGUCGUCCUGAGCCGUGCCGUCCAACAGCAGCAGUGGCCUGAGUGGCUGCAGGGUGGAUUCGGGCCGUGCGUUACCAGCAGGAGAAGUAACGUCCUGGCACUGCAGCCGCAGUCUGGGCCUCUGCAUGCUGCCGGUAGGCCUGGUCUGGAGCAGCAGAUCCGCUCUGCACCGAGACCCGGCCUUGCGCAUCUGCGUCCUCUAGUGUGUCGGCAUCGAGAGCCUCCAGGCAGUGGCCAAGUCUGUUCUGUGCCUGGUGGGGCCGGUGCCAGGGCUGGCAGGGGGCACGGGGGGGCAUCAAGAAAGAAAUCGCAGUGCCUGCCCUUCCCGCUGGGAGGAGUUCCCACCUGAACUCUGCCCGAACAGCUCCAGUGCUGGGUUUUUCUGCUCCAGACCUGGGGUGCUUGUAUUUCUAGGAAAUGGUUUCCUAGUGCUAAUAAAGCAUCUCUG